Molecule: messenger RNA, 7859 nt
Organism: Cuculus canorus (common cuckoo)
Lineage: Eukaryota; Metazoa; Chordata; Aves; Cuculiformes; Cuculidae
Gene: PRDM10
Product: PR/SET domain 10
Exons: 23
Coding region: 487-4101 (1204 amino acids)
Cellular component (GO): nucleus
Molecular function (GO): protein binding
Source: RefSeq, a predicted model, not a curated record
ACCUAUGCCCGAAGUUUCAUGUUUAUUUUUGUUAAAAAGCUCGACGAAGUUUCCAGCUAGACCAUUUAAGAAAAUGUGUGUUUUCUUUAUCUGUAUCUCCCAAACUGGUGUUGCUGACAUGCUUAGUGUAGACACCACAUACCCGAACGUACUCAUUGUGAUUCCUCUGCAGCUCCUUUGAAAAAUACCAUGGUUCUGUGCUGAGCUGGAUGUCUGCCGCUUCCUUGUGCAGCGAGACAGCUCUUAGAGGGAAGAGCACAGAGAAGUCGUUAAAUCUUGAGGCAUUUGGGCUGUCAGCAUCACAGCUGUAAUGGCUAUUGAGAGGGGAAUUUAAAGAAGAAAGCAAGAUUGUGCAGGAUUAAUGAAGGAAACCAUCCUAUGGAGGACCACCAUGUUACUGAAGAUCACCUUAUCUUCUGCAAGUAGUAACACAGUGAACAGGUGAAUCCCUUCAGCCAGACAUUCCGCCAGUAGAUCUCUCUCCCGAUGGAGCACCACGGCAGGGAGGAGCUGGACUCAAAAGAGGAAAGUCCUCAGGUGUGGGCUGACUCUGCUGAGCAGGAACAGAAUGCUGCUCAGGUGCACUUUGUCCCUGAGGGAGGGGCGGUGGCACAGAUUGUGUACAGUGAUGAGCAGGACCGUCCCUCGCAGCAGGUUGUCUACACAGCGGAUGGCACCUCCUACACCUCCGUGGACACCUCAGAGCACACUCUUGUUUACAUCCAUCCCGUGGAAGCUACGCAGACUCUGUUUACAGAUCCGUCCCAAGUGGCUUACGUCCAACAGGAUGCCACUACCCAGCAGGUAACUGUGCUCUUGCCUGCUGCUGCUCAGAGCAUGAAUCCCACCAACCUGUCCGUGCUCGGCAGCGUUGCAGAUUGCCCCCAGCAAAUGGCUCUGGAGCAGGGUCCACAAGCAGAUAGAGCGUCAUUACCGGUGCAUAACCAGGUGUUACCUCCUAUGGAGGGAGUGGAUGGUUCCGAUCCUUUAGGACCUCUGCAGAAUCAAAUGGGAAGGAUGGAAACAAAAGAGGAAGAUGAUGACGAUGAAGAUGAAGACGAAGAUGGGGAAGACACUGACAUGGAUGAAUGGGAUCCAGAUCCACCUAGACCCUUUGAUCCCAAUGAUUUGUGGUGUGAAGAGUGUAAUAACGCACAUCCCUCUGUGUGCCCAAAACACGGACCUUUGCAUCCAAUCCCGAACCGGCCUGUGCUGACCAGGGCGAGAGCCAGCCUCCCCUUGGUGCUCUAUAUAGACAGGUUUUUGGGAGGCGUGUUCUCCAAAAGGCGCAUCCCAAAACGCACACAGUUUGGACCUGUGGAAGGACCCCUUGUUCGACAAACUGAACUCAAAGACUGCUACAUCCACUUGAAGGUGUCCCUUGAUAAGGGUGACAGAAAAGACAGAGAUUUGCAAGAGGAUCUGUGGUUUGAACUUUCCAGCGAGGCUCUUUGUAACUGGAUGAUGUUUGUGCGUCCAGCUCAAAACCAUUUGGAGCAGAACCUGGUUGCCUAUCAGUACGGCCACCAUAUUUAUUACACAACCAUUAAGAAUGUGGAGCCCAAGCAGGAGCUCAAGGUGUGGUACGCUGCCUCUUAUGCAGAGUUUGUGAACCAGAAGAUCCAUGACAUAUCUGAGGAGGAAAGGAAGGUUCUCAGAGAGCAAGAGAAGAACUGGCCAUGUUAUGAGUGCAAUCGUCGUUUCAUGAGCUCAGAGCAACUCCAGCAGCACCUCAACUCCCACGAUGAGAAGCUGGACUUCUUCAGCAGAACCAGAGGCCGAGGUCGCGGGCGAGGAAAGAGGAGGUUUGGACCAGGCAGACGCCCGGGGCGCCCUCCCAAAUUCAUGCGUAUGGAAGUAACCAGUGAAAAUGGGGAAAAGUGUGAAGAAGGGACACAGGACUUGCUGCAUUUUUCCAGCAAGGGGCAGUUUGAUGAGGCCGGACAAGCCACACUGAAUGGGUUGGAGCAGCAGGAACAGACUCCAGUGCCAUCAGAGACACAGUCGGCACUGGAGCAGCAGUCAGAAAAUCACCCGCUACAAAUCCAGCCGCAGCAUGAUGAGAGCACGGUGCCUACGCAGAGCACCAUGACAGCAGAUGACAUGAGGCGAGCAAAGCGUAUCAGGAACGCAGCUCUUCAGCACCUGUUCAUACGGAAAUCUUUCCGCCCGUUCAAAUGCCUCCAGUGUGGGAAGGCCUUCCGUGAAAAGGACAAACUGGAUCAGCAUUUGCGGUUUCAUGGACGGGAAGGAAACUGCCCUCUGACUUGUGACAUCUGCAACAAGGGCUUCAUCAACAGCGGCGCUCUCGAGAGCCACAUGAAAUUCCACAUGGACCAGAAAACAUACUCCUGCAUUUUCUGUCCCGAGUCCUUUGACCGCUUGGAUCUGCUUAAAGAUCACGUGGCCAUCCAUGUCAACGAUGGCUAUUUUACCUGCCCUACCUGCAAAAAACGCUUUCCGGAUUUUAUCCAGGUCAAGAAACAUGUACGCAGUUUCCAUUCAGAAAAGAUUUACCAGUGUACGGAAUGUGACAAGGCUUUCUGCCGUCCUGACAAGCUACGACUCCAUAUGUUGCGACACUCAGACCGCAAAGAUUUCCUGUGCUCCACAUGCGGCAAGCAGUUCAAGAGGAAAGACAAACUGCGAGAGCACAUGCAGAGGAUGCACAACCCAGAGAGGGAGGCCAAGAAAGCUGAUCGAAUCAGCCGCUCAAAGACUUUCAAACCUCGGAUAGCUUCCACUGACUAUGAAAGCUUCAUGUUCAAGUGCCGCCUCUGUAUGAUGGGUUUCCGCCGGAGGGGCAUGUUGGUGAAUCAUUUAUCAAAGAGACACCCAGACAUGAAAAUAGAAGAGGUGCCAGAACUCACAUUGCCCAUCAUCAAACCCAACAGAGAUUACUUCUGUCAGUACUGUGAUAAGGUGUACAAGAGUGCUAGUAAACGCAAAGCACACAUCCUGAAGAACCAUCCUGGUGCUGAGCUACCUCCAAGCAUCCGGAAACUGCGCCCUGCGGGUCCAGGAGAGCCAGAUCCCAUGCUGAGCACCCACACCCAGCUGACAGGCACUAUAGCCACUCCUCCGGUCUGCUGUCCGCACUGUUCCAAGCAGUACAGCAGCAAGACAAAGAUGGUCCAGCACAUUCGCAAGAAGCACCCAGAGUUUGCUCAACUCCCUAACACCAUCCAUGCCCCGCUAGCGACUGCGGUCAUCAGUUCCACUCCUGCCGUUCUAACCACUGACAGCACUACCGGAGAGACCGUCGUGACAACAGAUUUACUGACACAAGCGAUGACGGAGAUAUCCCAGACCCUCACAACGGACUAUCGAACUCCCCAGGGAGAUUACCAGCGAAUCCAGUACAUCCCUGUGUCGCAGUCCACAACCGGCUUGCAGCAGCCCCAGCACAUACAGCUGCAGGUCGUUCAAGUGGCCCAGGCUACCUCACCUCAUCAGUCCCAGCACUCCACAGUGGACGUUGGGCAGCUGCAUGACCCCCAGACGUACACCCAACAUGCCAUCCAGGUGCAGCACAUCCAGGUCACGGAGCCAUCGCCAGCAGCUCAGCCGUCUUCGCAGGUGGGGGCUCAGCCUUUGAGUCCCUCCUCACAACAACCUCAGCAGGAACUCAGCCCCUCGCAGAUGCAGACAAAUACAUCUACACCAAACCAAGCCCUCCAGCAGCAGCAGCAAGGGGCUCCAGUUCAGCACACGUAUCUUCCCAGCACAUGGAACUCAUUUCGGAGUUACUCAUCCGAGAUUCAGAUGAUGACCAUUCCCCAAGGCCAGUACGUGAUCACAGAGACCGCUGUGGGUACACCGGUCACCACUGUCAACACAGGGCAAGUGAAAGCGGUUACUCAGACUCACUACGUGAUAUCUGAAGGUCAGCCUGAUCUGGACAUCAAACAAAACUCUUCACUCUCCAGCGAGGUACCGGUUGGCGUUUCCCAGCCACCAGCCCACACGGAUACUUUGGAAUCGCAAACGAGCAAUCAGCAGCAAACCACCCAGUACAUAAUCACUACAACCACCAAUGGGAACGGUGGCAGUGAAGUGCACAUCACUAAACCAAGAACUUUCUCCGCAGAACACGAAUGAAGAAGCCUCGUGAUGUCACUUGCUUGUACUUGUCUCUUCCCCGCAAAAGCCCAGAUGCGCGGCUACCCAGGAGCUCAGUUUGUUUUAAAGUAAAGGCUCACUUAAAUUCAACUAAAAUCUUGGAGCUCUUGUUAAUGCUUUAAGUGGGUUUAAGUCCCCAGUGACCAUGAAGUACACUCAAAAUCCUUCUUGGCGUGCCAUUUUAUGCAGCUUUGAACGAAAAGAACGAGAGGAGAAGUGAAACUUCUGCUUGCUCUGAACUUAAUUUUUGGCAUGUCUGCUGACCCUUAUUUUUCCUUUUUGGAAGUGUCUCCAGUAAACAACUUCUUAUUUCAAUUGUAUGGGGGCAAGCUUGCCUGCCUGAAGGUGAACUGGCAGACUAGGUUGUGUGUAUAUUUUUAACAGGAGCUGUUCAACAGGAAAACGUUGUGUAAAUUGCCAGAACGUGGCAUAACUGCUUCUGGGGGUCUUGGUUUCAGCAGCCGAGGUGAAAGGGCAUAAACCAGCUCAAUGCAAGCAGACUGCCUGGAGUAACAGAGCAGGAGCGAAGCAGUGGCUCCUGCCUACGUGUGCAGGGAUGGACAUAACAAUGAAGCUGUGAAGAUGUGCCGAAGCAGUCCAUUAAAUUAUUAUUUUUCCAACCCUUGGGAAGUGUUUACAUGCUGUCUGCCCUGCCCUAUUUUACCAAGCAGUUCCAGAAAGGAGAGAUAGUGCAGUCUUAAACCCGUGUUGUUUGGAAUAAACUGAUCAAAGUCACGGUAGCACGUGACCAUGGAAUGGAGAUGCUGUUAUCCCUUUUCCCCCUCCAGUGGUUGCAGGGAAAAUGACCUUUUUGCCUGUAAACACAGUUUAGCCUGCAUAGCCUGUGAUCUAAAGAGUUGUGCCAGGAGAAAGUAAGGGUACAGGAGCGCACCUUGGGGAAGAUGCAGGGUAGUCGUCUCUGCCACCUCAAAGUGGAUGUGUUUCCCCCUUGAAGACUGGAUGGAGAGUUGUUACUGUGAUUUCCAGACUGGAUGGAGAGUUGUUAUUCUGAUUUCCAAAUACCUUGUUAACAAUGCACUGUAAUUCCUUUGGAUAGUUCCUUGUGGGACAGAUGAGGAACAUGCUCGUGGACCACUGUUUAUGGGACGCAGAAAGCUGUCUGUGAGGGUUGCCUGCUUGGUCGACCUGGUCUGUGGACAGAUUUUGUGUUACUUUUAGGGACCAGGAGAAGGGGGAAAAAGAAGGUUUAUCUUUUCAGGCAGUAUAUUUUUUUCUUUUCUUAAAUAAUUCUUCUUCACGAGUCUGGUUGGUUAUUUAAUAUAUUCUGGUACCUGCAAGAAUACGACCACAACUCCAUUGCCUCCCGACGGGAUAUACUAUGUAUGUCUAAUCCUCCUUUCUCUCUGCUUGAAAACUCAUCCCAGAAUGUCUAUGCAUACCAGGAUACAUUUAUUUAUAAAACAAAGCAAAGAAGGACGUAUUCUCUUAAUGGCCCCUGAGACUGAAAAACUGGAAGAGGUUUUUUUGAUUCAUUCUCUCUUGUGCUGCUUGUCUGAAUGCAGGACUAUUUGCACAAAUCCUCCCACAGACUGAGAUGAGGGUUAACUGGGUGAGUAAAUGCUACAGAUUUUAUAGGUUGUGGUAUCAGGCCUUAUGGAGCUCUUAGGCGUGAGAGAACUUCACACUUGGACUGGACAAGAAGAAGUCUGGAUCCUUGAAAGCAAAGCCUUGUGUUGCUUUGGUAAUUAACAUAUCUGCUAAUACGAUGUGGAAAUAGUCACUGUGCGUGGUAAAAUAAACCAGACUGAAAAGAGCAGCCAGCUCAGAACUGUUUUCAGGUGGCUUUGAAGUGACUUGCCAAAAAGUGGAUGAACGUGUUGCUGGGAUUUGGCUUCUCGAGGUGUACUGGGGCAUUCACGAGGUGGGUCAGUUAAUGAGGACCAGAGCUCCUGUUUAGUGAUGAGUGUCUUUCAAUUCAGUGGAUUUGGGAGCCCAUUGACUUCAGCAGUGCUGCCAUGCAGUUCCCACCAAUUCCCUUCAAGUCAUGUUGCUGACAGCAAAUCAAUUACGACGUCGGGUGCUGUCACGCUUUUGGUGUUAGAGAAGAGAAGGGAGAUUUGUCUUGGCCAUCUUCAGGCUGCUGGAGGGUUUGAUAGUAAGUCAAAAAUUGUAUGAGCAAUAGGAAACAGGAGACUUGGAAACAGGAUAUUCCAGGUGGAUGCUGCCCUACAGGAGCGAGGUUUAAAGUCUUAAAAGGCCUGCAGCCUGUCUAGAUGAACAUCAAGAUUUUUCCCCUUUAAUGAUAUUGCAGAUACGGGGUUUAAAAAUAGAAUCAUAGAAUCACAGAAUCAUAGAAUGGUUUGGGUUGGAAGGGACCUUAAAGCCAAUCCAGUUCCACCCCCUGCCAUGGGCAGGGACACCUCCCAUUGGAUCAGGAGCUCCAAGCCCCAUCCAACCUGGCCUGGAACCCCUCCAGGGAUGGGGCAGCCACAACUUCCCUGGGCACCCUGAGCCAGGGCCUCCCCACUCUCAUGGGGAAGAAGUUCUUCCUUAUGUCCAGUCUAAAUCUGCCCCUCUCCAGUUUGUACCCAUUGCCCCAUGUCCUAUCACUCCAGGCCUCUGUAAACAGUCCCUCUCCAGCUUUCCUGUAGCCCCUUCAGGUACUGGAAGGUCACUAUAAGGUCUCCCUGGAGCCUUCUCUUCUCCAGGCUGAACAACCCCAACUCUCUCAGCCUGUCCUCAUAUGGGAGGUGCUCCAUCCCUCCGAUCAUCUUUGUAGCCUCUUCUGGACCUGUUCCAACAGCUCCAUCUCCUUCUUACGUUGAAGAUUCCAGAACUGGACACAGGAUUCCAGCUGAGGUCUCCCAAGAGAGGAAUAGAGGGGCAGAAUCCCCUCCCUCCCUGCUGGCCACGCUGCUUUGGAUGCAGCCCAGGACAUGGUUGGUUUCUGGGCUGUGAGUGCACGUUGCCGGCUCAUGUCGAGCUUCUCAUUGACCAGCACCCCAAGUCCUUCUCUGCAGGGCAGCUCUCAAUCGCAUCAUCCCCCAUCAUGUACUGAAACCAGGGAUUGCCCCGACCCAGGCGCAAGACCUCGCCCUCAGCCUUGUUGAACCUCAUGAGGUUCUCACAGCCCCUUCUCCAGCCUGUCUAGGUCCCUCUGGAUGACAUCCCAUCCUUCUGGCGUGACACCUGCCCCGCACAGCUUGGUGCCACCUGAAAACUUGCUGAGGGUGCCCUCGAUCUCGCCGUCUAUAGCAUCGAUGAAGAUAUUAAACAGCAAAUAGUUUGUUCCAUUCACCUUUGAUGGGAAAGAUCACAGGAUGGACACUUGUCCUGAUUAAAGCUGGACACCAUCAAGGUGUUCUGGGAAAUGAUGACCUCUUGGAACUGAAAUCUUCCUUAUUGAUGUUUCUUCUCCGUCUCGUGUGAACGACACUGUCUGAGUUUAUCAAAUGCCUCGGUGUGAGAGCAGCAUCCGUGGGAAUCACCUUCCCAAGCAAGGAACAGCAAUCGCACGAAACCGAGGCAAGUUUGCAUGGAUUUUCCCUGUUUCUGCAGUGCAGAAGGCGUAGGAUUCGCUGUCGUUGAUGUUUCUCAACCCAAAGAUCUGUCCCUGAGGAGCGUCCCCAGCUCAGCCCUGGCUGCCACAAGGGCCUCGUUGGGGCUCCUGGGCGGCCUCUGGGCCGGGAAUCAGCAGAGCGCACCCUCGCCCCAUCCCGCUGUGCCCGUGUGUCUGUGCCGUCACCGUGUUCAUCGUGUACAAACGGGAACAAUAA